AUGACAGAAGUCUCAUUUGCGAAGUCGUUUCUUACGGCUCUGGACUCUCGUCCGGUCAAGCUCUCUCCCGACCAUGUCGAAGAUCCGAAAUCCUACCCAGCGCGCAGCGCCUAUAUACUUCCCAAGAUGCCCAAAACUAUGAGCAAACGCACGCCCCAUGCCGUCGCCCCGGGUCAGGAACGAAGUCUUACCGUCCUCGUCAAGUCCCUACGCAACCCGCCGUUAGACAUCAAGCUCACCUCCCAAACGCCUAAUACCUCUAUCCUAGAUAUAAAGACCUCCGUUUCUAAUGACUCGGGCAUACCCGUGGAUAAGAUGAAGAUCCUACACAAGAAGAAACCCAUCCCGGAUAGCAAGGUGCUUAAGGACCUUGCGGGAGAGGACGAUACGAGUAUCGAGUUCUCUGUCAUGGUCAUGGGUGGUGCUGCAGCUAUUAAGAAUACGCCAGCUCACACUGAAGUCGCACAAGGACCGAGCGGCGGAGAAGUCUUAGAGACGAAAGAAUUUUGGGAUGAUCUCAAGGGGUUCUUGUUACAGCGAAUACGAGAUGAAAAGACGGCUGGGGAGCUAGCAGAUACAUUCCAGGCUGCCUGGAAGGCAAGAUCAUGA
Messenger RNA from Annulohypoxylon maeteangense, 609 nucleotides. RefSeq names its product cell-cycle control medial ring component-domain-containing protein. The transcript has 2 exons. The coding region runs from base 1 to 609 and encodes 202 amino acids. The record is from RefSeq and is a predicted model, not a curated record. Gene Ontology annotation, biological process: post-translational protein targeting to endoplasmic reticulum membrane. Gene Ontology annotation, molecular function: protein binding. NCBI's taxonomy places the organism in Eukaryota, Fungi, Ascomycota, Sordariomycetes, Xylariales, Hypoxylaceae.